CACAUGUUGGCGACGAUGUUAACAUAGCCAUGAACCCAGCGAAUGUUAGGUUCCCAUACUACCUAUGGGUGAAUGGUUCGGUAGCUGUGAGACUGUUACUGGUUAAUCCUAUGUCACACAAAGUAACGGUACUCAACAGCAGUCACACCGGCUACACGACCAGGAUGAGAUACACCGGGGAGGACUCACUAUCACAGACAGGACAGCUGAGGUUUACCAUCUACAAUGUUACUGUACAGGACGCUGGUACUUACUAUUGUCAAGAAAGCAUAGGACAGAUUAUAUCUGGAUGUGGACAGGUCCUCGUUGUGGCACAGGAGCCAACCCCACCUACCAUCACCGGACCUGCCUCACCUGUAUCAGGUGAGAAUGUCACCCUGACAUGCUCCUCCUCCUCCCGGAGUCUACCCCUGGACCAUCCCCCACUGACCUUGACCUACAUCUGGAGGAGGAACAGGACCCUGCUAGAAUCUGGUGAUGGGUCUUCUACAGGUAGAGAUGACCUGACAAUAACCCACAUCAGCAGAGAGAACCAUGGAGACAUCUACAGCUGCCAGGCUGUGGAGGAGGGCCUGAAGUCUGACUGGAGUCACGGACAUGUACUGGAUGUUCUCUCACGUGAAGUUACUGAAUCUGGUGCCGUUUCCAUCGUCCCCGUGGCUGCUGUCUGUUCCGUCCUGAUCGUGGUCAUCGCCGUUGUCGUCAUCGUUGUUGUUUGUAGAAAACAGAGACGUGGAGGAUGGGGAGACAUUCAUAGUCGCCUUGUCACAUACAUCCUUGACGCAGAAACAGACGGGGGCUACCAGGAGAUAGAAGAGAGAGGAUACGUUCAUCAGCGGGAAGACGAAAACGACGGGAACUACCAGGAAAUAGAAGAAGAUGAUGACAACGUCGACGACAUCGUCCCCAUCGUAGCUGUCUACUCCAUUAUGCUCACUGCUGUGGCAGUAGUGGUGGCAGCAGUUACUAUUCUUGUCUGCAAGGACGUAAAAGAAAACCAGGACAGAAGAUGUGGUGAAUAUCUUACUGUGAUGGCAGACAGAUUGUCCCGUGACUUCAGUGAUGUACCUUGUGCUUCCAACAACGACGGGGAUGUCUUACCCCUACAUGAUUACGAGCGACUCCUGAGGGAACAGUUCCACAUCUACACGUCUCUCCACCCAUCAACUUCCUAACUGAGGACCACAGCACCAGGUGAAGCCAAAACUGACGUUACAGUUCCUCAUCUACGUCUCUCCACUUUUCAUCGUCCUCCAUCGAGGACCACAGUACCAGAUGAAGCCUAUACUGACGAUACUGUUCCUCAUCUACACGUCUCUCCACCCUUCAUCGUCCCCCACAGAGGACCACGCCACCAGUAGGGCAUGAACUGAUGGUACAGUUCCUCAUCUAUACGUCUCUCCACCCUUCAUCGUCCCCAACAGACGACCACUGGACCACAGUACGGGGUGCAGCCUCAAGUGAGGCAACAGUUUAUGCAGACGAUAUUGUCUUUGUACCUUUCUACAGACGAUAUUGUGUUUAUAGUUUUAUGUAGACGAUGUUUCUUUUUCGCUGUAGGCUGACCAUAUUUUCUUCAUAGCUUUAUGCUGACGAUAUUUUCUUGUUGGUUUAAUGCAAACGAUGUUUUCUUUGUCGUUUUAUGCAGACGAUAUUUUCUUUGUCGUUUUAUGCAGACAAUAUUUUCUAAGUCGCUUUAUGCAAAUAAUAUUUUCUUGGUUGUUUUAUGCAGACGAUAUUUUCUUUGUUGUUUUAUGCAGACGAUAUUUUCUUUGUCACUUUAUGCAGACGAUAUCAUCUUUGACGCUUGAUGCAGGCGAUAUUUUCUUUGUCGCUGUAUGCAGACGAUGUUUUCUUUGUCACUGUAUGCAGACGAUAUCAUCUUUGACUCUUGAUGCAGACGAUAUUUUCUUUGUCGCUGUAUGCAGACGAUGUUUUCUUGGUCACUUUAUGCAGACGAAAUCAUCUUUGACGCUUGAUGCAGGCGAUAUUUUCUUUGUCGCUUUAUGCAGAUGAUGUUUUCUUUGUCACUUCAUGCAGACGAUG
This is a messenger RNA of Haliotis rubra (blacklip abalone), 2046 nucleotides long. RefSeq lists its product as uncharacterized. NCBI's taxonomy places the organism in Eukaryota, Metazoa, Mollusca, Gastropoda, Lepetellida, Haliotidae. The transcript is spliced from 10 exons. The record is from RefSeq and is a predicted model, not a curated record. Gene Ontology annotation, cellular component: cell-cell junction. Gene Ontology annotation, biological process: cell-cell adhesion. Gene Ontology annotation, molecular function: cell adhesion molecule binding. Bases 30 to 1175 code for a protein of 381 amino acids.